CUUCCAUGUCUUAUUCAACAGCGCACCAACAUGCUCGAGAUGUGGCAUAAAUAGCAGCUGAUGCUGCUGGUACCGUUGGUCGAUGAGUGCCCGUCUUGUCGCGAUGGUGAACUUCAAGAUGUGCCUUCUAGUUUUGUGCGGGAAGUCACGAGCGUGAGAGGCAGAUUUCCGGUGAGAGUUUUAGCGCCUUCUUCAUGCGCAUAUACCUGAGCAGGUGUGUUGGCUCCAAUGGCAAGCUGCUCCGUGAGUUCGACAAGGCUGAGGGCGAAGUUCAUUCGCUGGUGAACGCCCCGACCUUUACUGUACGUAGUCUCGACGUGGCGAGGCAGAUUCACGUGAUUUGAUUGAGUGUCCGGAAUUUAUUGAGCUAUAUUCGAGGAAUUAUUCUCAAGUUAUCGAGCGGCUACUGCUCUGCAACUUAUGGCGACAUUUGAAGAAGGCCUGGUGUUAGGGCCUUUGUCGCUCGACAGUCCAACUCUCAGCGAACAGGACAAGGUAUGCCAAUACCUGUGGGAUUGGCCGGAUUGUACAAGCUGCCGUAAAGCAGGGCACUGUCCCAUCAGUGCCUGUCCAUGGAGCAGGAAAGCUGGGGUCCAACAGUACUUGCAGUUUUAUAAGGACGUCGCGUGCGGAAGUCGUCCGGCGGAUACUUUCGAGGUUCGACAAGCGCUUCGCGACCACAAUGAAUUGUUGACAAUCAUUCGCCUCAUCAAGAGCCGCCCGAGUUCUGCUCGACGCACACUCAUGCAGGAACACUUCGCUGCCUACGAUGAGCGGCCUUCCCUGGCCGAACAGAACCGAGCCUUCGAUGUCGCAAUACGGUUACUCACCAUGGUCGAGUGUUCCACGGGAGGCCACCAAAGGCUCGACAUAAGUCCACUCUCGCCCUCCAUUGUUUGGAAAGGGGACGACUCGGCUAUCGGCUUCGCGGAAUCAGCAGUUCGGUUAGGUGCCCCAUUGACUUAUGACGAGAUUGUGGUGCUGCUUCCCGACUUGACGGCGCAGAAUUUAGAGAGCCAUGGAAUGGUACUUGUGCAAACCAAUAAUAUUCGAGAGCACUUGCUGUAUAACCCACGAGCCAGGAUCGUGCACGUUUAUCAUUAUGCCGGGUUCCUGAAAGAGUGCCUCUGGCCGAAACAGCAUGAGAAUCCUGUUGAUGCAGCAAUCUUUCCCCGCCAGCUUGCAUUCGAGACACUUUAUUCGCUUCAAUCGGUUUUGUUCCCAUGGCAUGAUCAACUGAGCCGUGCUAUAGUCGAGAGAGAAGGGUUUGACCGGACAUGCCUGGAAGUUGAUAAUGUGCAUUACAGUGUCCAAUUUGAGCAUUGGGGUGCGCGAAUGCGUGUUCUGGCCAGGGUGCUUGAGACAGGGAGACCAACGAACGCGUUAUGGGCUUGGCUGAAGAGAAGAAGUAGGAUGAAAUUGGUGAUGUUGCUGAUUGCUGCAUUUGCAGCGAUCGUGACGGUCGCGACCUUCAUCCUCGAGGCCUGGAAGAGACGGGAGAAAGAGGCUUGAGUAAUUUAUAUCGAACUGAAAAUGUAGUCAGCCAAGAAGA
Molecule: messenger RNA, 1552 nt
Organism: Cucurbitaria berberidis CBS 394.84
Lineage: Eukaryota; Fungi; Ascomycota; Dothideomycetes; Pleosporales; Cucurbitariaceae
Exons: 2
Coding region: 421-1512 (363 amino acids)
Source: RefSeq, a predicted model, not a curated record